This is a messenger RNA of Spirometra erinaceieuropaei, 495 nucleotides long. The record is from the annotation of a GenBank genome assembly. Lineage: Eukaryota; Metazoa; Platyhelminthes; Cestoda; Diphyllobothriidea; Diphyllobothriidae.
AUGCUGAUGGACGCCUACCGCGACGAACGCCCCGGGGUCCGCGUCGUGCACAGGACGGACGGCCACCUCCUCAAUCAGCGAUGGAUGGUCUUGCAGUCGCGUGUAUCCACAACCACCGCCCACGAACUUCUCUUUGUCGAUGACUGCACCCUCAACACCACCUCAGGAGGAGACAUGGAAAGGAGCAAGGAUCUCUUCGCCGCCGCCUGUAACAACUUAGGCCUAAUAAUCAACACGAAGAAGAGGGUGGUUAUGCACCAACCGCCACCCGACACUAUCUACGUCAACGUGGACGGCGCUCAACUGCUAGUCGUGGGCAAUUUCACAUACCUGGGCAGUACCCUCUCCCGCGGAGAAGAAGUUGCCUGCCGCAUUUUCAAAGCCAGCCAAACCUUCGACGGGCUGCAGAACACCUGCGCCGAGGCUCCAGACUAUCUUGUCUUUACCUACCUGUUCAUCGUGCUUGAACUUACUGUUUGUUUAACUGAAUGGUAG